Messenger RNA from Nerophis lumbriciformis (worm pipefish), 2921 nucleotides. The record is from RefSeq and is a predicted model, not a curated record. Lineage: Eukaryota; Metazoa; Chordata; Actinopteri; Syngnathiformes; Syngnathidae.
GUGUCAGCUCCGCAGCAAUGGCGGGAGUGAGGAAAAAGCCUUCUGCCUCCACGUCUAUCCUACGGACGACGCUUCACUCGCUGUGGCAGGAUAAACAUUUAGUCCUGUUCAAGACGGAGUACACCUUUCUAGUGGUGUCCGUGUUGUGGCUUCUGGAGAUCGGCAUCAAUGUGUGGGUCAUUCAGAAAGUAGCAUACACUGAAAUUGACUGGAAAGCCUACAUGGAUGAAGUGGAAGGAGUCAUCAAUGGUACCUAUGACUACACCCAGCUUAAAGGAGACACAGGCCCCUUGGUGUAUCCAGCUGGCUUUGUGUACGUCUUCACUGCUCUGUACUACAUCACCAGCUCCGGGGCCAACAUCCGCUUGGGCCAGUAUAUUUUUGCGGUCUUCUACCUCAUCACGCUACUGUUGGUCUUCAGAGUAUACUGCCGCACCAAGAAGGUUCCUCCGUAUGUGUUCUUCUUUAUGUGUUGUGCCUCCUAUCGGAUCCACUCAAUCUUCGUGCUGCGUCUGUUCAACGACCCAGUGGCCAUGAUGCUGUUAUUCGCCGCUGUUAACUUCUUCAUUGAUGGUCACUGGUCCCUUGGCUGUGGCCUUUACAGUUUAGCAGUGUCUGUGAAAAUGAACGUGCUCCUCUUUGCACCUGGACUACUUUUCCUCCUGCUGUCCGAGUUCGGUCUAAUCAGGAUGAUCCCUAAACUUGCUCUUUGUGCAAACAUACAGCUCUUGUUGGGUUUGCCUUUCCUCCUGGAGAACCAUGUCGGCUACUUGAGUCGGGCUUUUGACCUGGGGCGUCAGUUUAUGUUCAAGUGGACGGUCAACUGGCGCUUCCUGCCUGAGUGGCUCUUCUUGAACCGCUACUUCCACUUCGUCUUGUUGGCAGCUCACCUGCUGACCCUGCUGCUCUUUGCUCUUCGUCGCUGGAAAAGGCAGGGAGAAAGCCCAUUUGAACUUUUCAAGGAACCUGGCAAGAGGAAAGUCCCAGCUCAGAAAACCACUGUCAACCAGAUCGUUCUCAUUCUGUUUACCUCCAACUUCAUUGGCAUGUGCUUCAGCCGCUCGUUGCAUUACCAAUUCUACGUGUGGUACUUCCACACGCUGCCCUACGUGCUGUGGAGUCGAGGAGUGAAAAAGAUGGCCCACCUCCUCAGGGUCCUGAUCUUGGGUCUUAUUGAGCUCUCGUGGAACACCUACCCCUCAACUUGCAGCAGCUCCAUAGCCCUCCACGUGUGUCACCUCAUCGUUCUGCUCUGUCUGUGGUUCGCUCCGCCACUGCACCCAGCAGGACCAGCUGAAACGCAGGCAAAAGCACCUGUCAAGGACAAAUGCCAAUGAGAUGUGGUACACGUAGGAGUGUAUUUGGGUGAAAGCUGCUGAGGCGCCAUCCACUCUCUGAACACCAGCAUAGAGAGACCGGCAAUGGGGUAGACUCUCAAGGAGCCAUUAUUGGAGUCUUAGCUUUGUGCUAAAAAAGUGAAGGAAGCUAAGGUAGGGUCCGGAGACAGCUGCACACAUGAUGAAACACGCAGUUGUUGCCACUAUGAAGAGAGGAAUGGUUUCUCCGGUUUUGUCACAAUACCAGUUAGUAUUUCAAUUAUCCAAAACAAUGAAUGCCCCGUGGAGAAUGAAGUGUGCUGAAAGCAAAAUACAUGUGUAUUAUCAAGAAAACACAUCAAGUAAUGUUGGUGUCACUGCAAGGCAAUACUGUUUGGUGGCACAUGACACAAUGAGGUGAUUUUCUAUUUAACACGAUGUGAUGAAACGUUGAGUAUGCAGCAAAUGUUGCAACCAUAUCCAAAUCAUGUAAUCACAACAUCAAGACUUACAAGUAUGUCAUCCAUUGUGAUAUUGAAAUGUGUCAUCUUCUAAUUUCAGUAGGUCUAUCUUUUAAACAACUUAUAUUUACAUAACACCCUUUGUUAGAAACACAGCAGCAUAGUGAGGUUUUCUCUCAAUAUUCCACAAAGCACCCAAUAAUGCAGGCCUGGGCAAUUAAUUUGACUCGGGGCGGUGGGGAGCAAAGUUUGAGAAAAAAAUGUGUCUGGGAGCCGGUAUAUCUGAUUUUUAGGAAGACUAACAAAACCUCACAAUAAUGUCUGAUUAAAAGCUAAAAACGGUAUGACAGACCGCCUGAAAAAACGGAAUGGAAUUUUAAUUUUUUUUUACUGUAUGAGACACCCAGAAUGUACAUGAAAAUAAAGAACGUGGGAUUUACAAUAUUAACUAUGAAGGAUAAAAUGAUUGAAUAUUGACAACAUAUGACCGUCACCUACCCUCUCCAUCGACAUAUUUUACAAUCAAGCGAAACGCAACAAAAAUGCAACAAACAGCGAAAUAUGAAUGCGAAGGGUAAAAAAAAAAACACCUACAAUCUGAUAUAUUACUAAGCUUUAGAACUUUGUUGUAAAAAUCUCCUUCCGCGUCUGUCCCUGACAGAAACGCUCCCCACCCACACUGCCUAGUGCCUCGUCUGAGCUGCUGUGACUUAGAUGACCAUAGUAACUAAUUAGAUUACCAUAGUAACUAGUAUAUCAUGCAAAAGCGCAGAUUCCAACCAUUGAAAUACUUUGUAUAGUUAAAGACUCACGGUCAUUUGAAAACAUUACUGCAUAUCAUAAUGGCAGCUACAGUUUCCAUCUUAAAGAUCUAAAAAAAAUUGGGAAUGUCCGGCGGGCCAGGUUGAAAAGCUUAACAGGCCGCGUGCGGCCUCCGGUCCUUAAUUUGCCCAGGUCUGCAAUAAUGUGUAGCAUGUGAGGAAUAAGCUCAACUCCUGUUAUAUAGUUACCUAGUACGAGUAGUGUAGGCCAGCUUCUUGUGACGAUGUCAUGUCCUGCUGUGGUGAACAUUUCACAGAUCAUCAGCACACACAGAAAAGUGAAAAAUGUGACGUUUUAUAAUAAAUAUAAAUGCUACUUACAA